AUGGCUUCUGCUCCAGUUUCCUUCUCUGAAUUGAAAGCCGGCCGCAACUCGCCGUCAAUCGUUGCUAGGCUCCUCCGUUUCUGGGAGGCCCCGUCAAUUAACGUUUCCCGGCUUAACACUUUCAAGCACCUCCUUAAUAACGGCGCCAUCUAUGCGCUUAGUGGGUUCGACGUCACCAGGAGUAACUCACAUUUCAAGUUAUGUGAUUCCCCUGUUUGCAUCCGCUUCACAGACAACACUUCCUUCGAAGAAGCCCCUGAAACUAAUUUCUCAAUACCAACCGAGAUGUUCCGGUUCAGAAAUCAUGAUCAACUCCUCGCAUUGGCUAACACAAACUCCGAACUCCCAGACAUAAUCAGCGAGGUGACCUCCAUCAAGACAGUCUUAAAUGAAGCCACAAACAUCCCCGAUCGAGUCAUGGCCCACAUUCGUCUGGCGAGGUAA
Messenger RNA from Microthlaspi erraticum, 444 nucleotides. Lineage: Eukaryota; Viridiplantae; Streptophyta; Magnoliopsida; Brassicales; Brassicaceae. The record is from the annotation of a GenBank genome assembly.